UGUAUUGGAAAGAAAACGUAAUCAUUGUUUUUGCUGCUGAUCAGGAUCCAGUAAAAAAAAAAAAACAGGCUCAUGUUUGAUAUUUUCUAGAUUGGAAAUCAGUAGAUUGACUUUGGCAAUAUUAAUUAGUUCCUGUUUCUCUGGACACAUGUACAGUCAUAUUUUAGAGGAUAGAGCAGAACUAAAAAAAUGAAUAUCAGCAGACAGUUUUAUCCACUAUGGCUGUGAGCCCCUGAGCAGGACCCUGAAUCCCUACAAGGCUCCAGGUAGGAAAUUUUAAAAACACAUUAAACCUUUUGAAAUGAUUUUCUGAAUGUUUUAACAACAUGGCCGUGCUACAAAAUUAGCAUUGUUUUGUAUAAGUGAUUUCUGUAUUCAGCACACUGUGGGUUAAACUUUGACCUCCGUAUAAUGAGUUGGUUGCUAUGUUAAAGAUCUAGGGGUAAGAAACGAUAUAUCACUGUAAGUCACCCUGCUAAAUGUCUAUCACGUGAACCAGGUUUGGCGUGCUGUUGUAUGACCAGACGACCAGCAGGUGUCACUACAUGCAUCCUCUUACUGUUCCACCGCAUCAUCACCCAUCAAGUCCUGCACUCAGUUAAGUCUUUAGAAACAAGUUCGACUGACAGCUGGUUUUUCAUGGACAAAAGCCUUCAUCGCAGACUGGGAUGGUCUUCAUUACAAUCUACAACAACAGAAGAGUGACACACUCUGAGAAUCUCAAUGCUAAUCUGAAAAGUUGAACACACAAAUAGCCCCUGUGUGGCCUCUAAUGGCUGACAGCAACACACCAACUGUCCCCGUCCUCAUCAGCAUCACUGCCAACCUAACUGGCAACACCACGGCCGCCGCCGUGCAUUUAGCCACAGUGAUCAACUGGUUGACGUUUAGCAUUGGGCUGCCUGCCAUUGCACUGGCUCUUUACACGCUCAAGAAUCUGUCCAAAGGUGACAGCAAAGUUCCCAUGCAUGUCGUUUUCCUCCUGGUGUCUGAUGUUAUCAGUUUCUUUGGUCGUCCCAAAGUGGACCCGAACGUGGCGAGUGGGACGGUCUUCUCCUCCAGCACCACUGACUUCAUCUUCUAUUUUGGUGUCAUCUCCAACGUCUCCCUCAUGCUGUUCAUAGCUCAGGAGCGUCAUCUCUCGGUGGCCUACCCUCAGUGUCUUGGCUGCUGUAGCAGCAUCAAGCGGUCUCCUGCAGUUGCCUUGGUGACGUGGGCUGCUCCGUUAGCCAUCCUGGCCCUCGCCAUGCUGCAGUAUAACCUCUGGUUUGCUGUGUCUCUGCUCGCUCCUUUCCCCUUCCUACUCUUCUUUGCUGUCGACUCCUGCAGGGCCCUGAUUUGCUCCCGAUCCAACCCAUCGACCCCCGAGAGGAAGAGGGCGGUGUGGGGGAUCAGUGCUAUCUGGGCUAAUUACACCUUCCUCUACGUCCCCUAUAUCCUCAGCAUCCUCCUGGAGGCUCUGUCUUUUACGGAGACUGUGACUUACCUGAGGCUGGUGUCUCACCUGCUGCUCUACCUCAGCCCUCUGGUGGACCCCUUCCUCUACAUAUUCAUGACUAAAGGGCUCAAAGAGGUGCUGCAGGCGCUACCCUGCUGUCGAAACACAAGUCAGAAAGAGAACAUGAGACCGACUGUGGAUACUGUGGCUGAGACUGUGGCGACAAGACUUUGAGGAGGAUAUACUUUUCAAAAACAUUUCUAAACACAUCCAGCAGUCUAGUUUGGGACACUCAAUAUCCUCUUGGAUAUUUGGAGCAGAUGCCAAAACCAAAAAAAAGUUGGAUUUGGCAAAAGAAAGGCUCUGCUCUUUAAUAGAGAUCUCGAGAAGCCGAGCAGCAACCAGGAUUCUGCUGGGAGAACACGUGAACAUCAAAUAAUCACAAUACCAAAACCUUAGCACAUAAGGGGGUGGUUGGUUGGGGUGAUGGGGAGAGCUUUGGCAGCAAAUGGCACUGGUGUGAGAACAUUAGCACUGUCUAUGAAGUGUCAGAUUUCAACUUCAUCAUGGAUAUGAUUGGA
Micropterus salmoides (largemouth bass) is the source of this 2019-nucleotide messenger RNA. RefSeq lists its product as uncharacterized. The record is from RefSeq and is a predicted model, not a curated record. The transcript is spliced from 4 exons. Gene Ontology annotation, molecular function: G protein-coupled receptor activity. Gene Ontology annotation, biological process: phospholipase C-activating G protein-coupled receptor signaling pathway; positive regulation of Rho protein signal transduction. Lineage: Eukaryota; Metazoa; Chordata; Actinopteri; Centrarchiformes; Centrarchidae. Bases 773 to 1672 code for a protein of 299 amino acids. Gene Ontology annotation, cellular component: membrane.